AUGGGCGACAAGCCCGUCAAGGUCGAGAAGAAGCCGGUCAAGUUCAGCAAUCUGCUGCUCGGCGCCGGCCUGAACAUGUUCGAAGUCACGACUUUGGGCCAGCCGUUGGAGGUCAUGAAGACGACCAUGGCGGCCAACAGGGCGGAUGGCAUGAUGGGUGCUGUGUCGCGGAUUUGGGGCCGCGGUGGGGCGCUGGGAUUCUACCAAGGUCUCAUUCCCUGGGCCUGGAUCGAAGCCUCUACGAAGGGUGCCGUGCUCCUCUUCGUCGCCUCCGAAGCCGAAUACUACGCCAAAAACGCCGGCGCCUCGAACUUUGUGUCGGGAAUCGGAGGCGGAAUGGCGGGUGGUCUUGCGCAGGCCUACGCGACCAUGGGGUUCUGCACUUGCAUGAAGACGGUGGAGAUGACCAAGCACAAGGCGGCGGCGAAAGGGGAAAAAGUGCCGGGCACCAUGUCCACAUUCAUGGACAUCUACCGGAAAGAGGGCAUCGCGGGCAUCAACAAGGGCGUCAACGCCGUGGCUGUGAGACAAGUGACGAACUGGGGCUCGCGAUUCGGGUUGAGCAGAGUUGCUGAAAACAGCAUCCGCUCCUUCACCGGCAAGACCGACACAAGUCAAAAGCUCAGCGUGCCAGAGAAGAUCCUCGCCUCCGCCAUCGGCGGCGGUCUCUCCGCCUGGAACCAGCCGAUUGAAGUCGUGCGGGUGGAGAUGCAGUCCAAGAAGGAAGACCCGAAUCGGCCCAAGAAGAUGACGGUGGCUAACACCUUCAAAUACGUCUACUCAACCAACGGCCUCAAGGGGCUGUACCGUGGCGUGGCGCCGCGCAUUGGCCUCGGCGUGUGGCAGACGGUGUGCAUGGUUGCGCUGGGCGAUGUGGCCAAGGAGUGGGUGGAGAAGGUGACGGGCGACAAGGUGACGGCGAAGCACUGA
Neohortaea acidophila is the source of this 930-nucleotide messenger RNA. Its product is annotated as mitochondrial DNA replication protein YHM2. The transcript has 3 exons. Bases 1 to 930 code for a protein of 309 amino acids. Gene Ontology annotation, cellular component: mitochondrion. Gene Ontology annotation, molecular function: tricarboxylate secondary active transmembrane transporter activity. Gene Ontology annotation, biological process: alpha-ketoglutarate transport; mitochondrial citrate transmembrane transport. NCBI's taxonomy places the organism in Eukaryota, Fungi, Ascomycota, Dothideomycetes, Mycosphaerellales, Teratosphaeriaceae. The record is from RefSeq and is a predicted model, not a curated record.